CCGCGAAGUAAUUCUGGAAGAAGUCGACUCGCAGCAUGUUGAGAAGGAUCUUGUUCGGAGCGAUCAAACAGAAGUCAGGGGUUAAACUGUACAGCAAGCUGGUAGUGAGAACCAAGUACGACGACCGAGUGGACUUGGUAAGACUGAGAAAGUUGUGUGACGAGAAGAUCGACAAGCUGGGCUUUCCGUCGUGCACCAAUGACUUCUUGAAGCGAAAAUCACGUGUGGUCUGGACUAAGAAUCCGACCGUAGGUGAGCUUUUGCACAACCACCGAGAGUUCGCCUCUCGAGAGGUUGUUGCCUGUGCAUGCACAGGAUUUGACCUGCCCCAGAGUGGAGGGCACGUUAGAUGUCGUUUGAGUGAACUGGCCGACAUUGACCCAAUGCUGAUGAACGCUAAAAAUGUUCCGAGGUGUGUGAAGGAAAGAAGGGAAAGGAAUUUGAAGAAGGAAAUCGAAGAUGGGUUUACUAUGUGGAAACAAGGGAGGGACACGUCUGUCGAGGUGGAGUUGAAGGAGGUUAAGUUGUGCAUGAAUGGGAGAGGACAGGUGGGUGGUGAACUCGAACUUGAAAGCGUGCUGAAGCUGAAGAGGAGGUUUGAAGGAUUGGUCUUCACUUCUGUUGACCGUAACCCCGGAGAGACAUGCAUCAUGUGCCCGCUGCUGUACUACGAAGGGAUGCAGACCAUGUUUUUGAAGAACGAAGGCUAUGUGUUUGACGAGAGGAGUGAGGAUCGUUUCUGGGAUGAGAGUUACGACGAAUAUGUGGAGGCGGGGUUGGGACAGUUAGGUAAGUGGAAAAUGACGGGAGGAACUGGGAAGAGCUAUGUGAUUCCCAAGCACAAGGACCUUGGGUCCUUUCAGCCAAUCUACCCGACCUUUCGAGAGCCAAUGAACGUAACCAGCAAACGGAUGGCACGGGCACUGAAUCUGUUAUUGAAUACCUUACCGGAUAAGGAGCAUUUUAACCUGCAGGCUGUCUCGGGACUUGCUGAAAGGCUGACAAAAGCAAAUAAAAGCUUCGGCCAGAUGGGAACCGACACACGCAUCCUUGCAGCAUCAUACGAUGUCAAGGACAUGUUCAGUCGGUUACCCCAUAGGGAGAUCAUAACAGCAGUGGAUUGGUUGGUAAACUGGCACCGCGAGAGGGGAAGAAAGGUGGUGAGAGUUAACCCGAGAGGAAAGGGUGCAGUGUUCGACUGUAAGACGAAAGAUAGCUGGUGGGCUGUGAGUUUGCAAGAGAUUCGUGGCUUUGUAGCUUUCGACUUAGAACACACUGUGACAGUUGCCUCUGGUCUCAUGCUGAGGCAAACGAUCGGAGUCCCGAUGGGCAAGAGUACCAGUCCACCACUCGCGUGCAUCAUGUGUGCCUACGCGGAGUGGCGUUUCUUGGACUUUGGGCCCAGCAAGGAAGAGGGUGGUGGCUGUACGUUUGGUCGACGAUGUUUCCUUGUUUGUGGCAUAUAAGAAGGGUGAUGAGCAUUCCAAGGAGGAGGCUGUCAAGGUGAGAAAGUGCUUCGAAGGGUGUUACCCGAAGAGGCUGACCCUGA
Messenger RNA from Chara braunii, 1549 nucleotides. Lineage: Eukaryota; Viridiplantae; Streptophyta; Charophyceae; Charales; Characeae. The record is from the annotation of a GenBank genome assembly.